UUGUGUUGUGUUGGACGCCAACCGUGUAGUUUACAGUUUUGGGAUCCAAAGGUUGUACCUGGCAGCAGGAGAGUACACUUAUCGAUUAUUUCCUGUGGAGUUUAUUUGUUGAUCGGCCGCUGAUGACAGGCUGAUGCGUCACGCGCUGUUUCGCCCGCGUUUGUCACCUUGAGCAUCCCGUCCGGAAAACACCACUGUGGAUGCCUGAAAUCAUGAGUGUCCUGGAACCUCAGACGAGGCAAGCCAAUGGAGUGGCCAGAUCGGACAGCAAGAUCAGUGCCAAGGCCCUCUACGAACAGAGGAAAAAAUACUCCAACUCAAAUUUUAUCAUGCAUGAGACGUCGCAGUAUCACGUCGAGCAUCUCUCCACGUUCAUUAUGGACAAGACAGAGUCCAUUGUCACAGUGGACGAUGCCAUUAAGAAACUGGUUCUUCUGGAUUCAAAGGAUAAAAUAUGGACACAGGAGAUGCUCCUCCAGGUCACUGACAAUGCGGUCAGACUGCUGGACUGCGACACACAGGAAGAGUUGGAGAACUUUCCUCUCCCCACCAUCCACAUGUGUCAGACGGUGCUGAAUCAGACACGCUACACAUCUGUGCUGCUGCUCGUGUGUCAGGACAAGGAGCAGCACAAACCCGACAUCCACUUCUUCCACUGUGACGAGGUGGAGGCUGAGAUGGUUCACGCAGAUGUAGACAGUGCCAUUGGAGACAACAAGCAUGGAAAGAAAAUGAGGCUUCAGACUCUGAAGGUGAACCAGGAGAAAAUGAAGCGUCACAGAGAAACCAUCCUCCCGCCCUCGGUGCCCAAGGGCCCCUCACGUUCUCCGAAGGGACGAGUGGCGGCCACAAGCACACAGGCUAGACAAGCCCCCGGACAAAAUGACACGGAGUCGCAUGAAAAGCUGGCCCAGCGCAUUGAGAAAGAUGUGCAAAUCCUCAACUGUGCCCUGGACGACAUAGAAAUCUUUGUGGCGCAGGUGCAAAAGGCAGCAGAGGCCUUUUCCCAGCUCAACCACCGCAACAAGAGUAAGAAGAAUAAGAAGAGAGGACCAGCAGGAAGUGACACCAAAAGUGUGGUCCUAAUAAUUAUUAAGAGAAAGGGCAUGCUGACGCUACGAGCCAAGCCCCCCUCUGAAGCAGAGUUCAUUGAUAGCCUGCAGAAACUGAAGCUGGCCUUGAACCUCUUGGCCAAACUGAAGAAACACAUACAGAAUCCGAGUGCGUCUGAGCUGGUUCAUUUCCUCUUCGGCCCUCUGGAGCUGGUGCUGCAGAGCUUUGGGAGUCCUGAAGUGCCGCGUUCGGUCAUCUCUCCUCACCUUUCCAAAGAUGCUGUUGAAUUCCUGCGGGGACACCUCAGCCCCAAAGAGUUGACCAUCUUUGAGCUGCUGGGGGAAGGAUGGACCAAACCCAGAGCAGAAUGGUCCAGGGAUCAGUGUGCUCCUCCUUAUUACCCGAAGUUUCGUAACGGCUGGGAGCCACCGAUGGAGCUCUUCAGGACAGCCCCAUGGGAAACAGAGGGACCCACAGGGCUGGGGUCCCCCAGCAGCCCUGAUUAUAGGAAACACUCAGCGGAGGAUUUUUAUGGAACUCAUUCCUCAAGCUCAUCAAACGGGUCUUAUAACGGGAAGACCCACACCCGAAAAUAUGCCAAAAUUCGCUACCACUUUGUAGCGCGGAAUGCCAACGAGCUGUCAGUGCUGCAGGAUGAAAUCCUCGAGGUGAUAGAGGAUGACAAACAGUGGUGGAAACUACGGAAUCGAAGUGGCCAGGCCGGCUACGUCCCAUUUAACAUCCUGGACGUGGUGAAGAUAGAGGAGCCAGAGGGCAACUACAGUCAGCAAGGCUACAGGACGUCACCUCCUGGUUCUGUGAGCCAUGGAGACAGUUUCAACAUGGGUAUACAAAAAGACAAAAUGAUGGAUGAUGUCACCUCUGAGUUAUUGAUGAUGAUCACUGCUAACAAAAGCCAGCCACCCGCCAGGAAGUUCCGUGUGGAGCGAUCAUCUGGCAGCCAAGUACCGCUCGCCUUUGACUCAAACCCAGAGCAGGUGACUGCAUGGCUCAACGCAAAAGGUUUCUCAAAACCGACGGUUGAAUGUUUGGGGAUCCUGACGGGAGCCCAGCUGUUUUCCCUCAACAAAGAAGAACUGAAGGCGGUGUGUGGAGACGAAGGCAGUCGUGUCUACUGUCAAGUGACUGUACAGAAAACACAGCUAGAGCAAACCAAUGGAGACUCAGAGCUGCAGGAGAUCAUGAGGCGGAGGCAGGAGAGAAUCGACUCCGGCAGCAAAGACUGAAGCUGCCGACCAGCACGACCCAUCCGGAUGCUUCUUCUCCCUCUUAAAUCAAUCUACCGUUAAUCAUGACCCACAGUAGAACAUGCGUUAUAUGUUGUAUACAUUUUAAUUGUUGUAUAUUUAUUUUGUAUCAUGCAAUGUGUAUGUAUCCAAGUGUUUUCUCAUCUAAUUCUUUUGCUUUUGUCUUCAUUGUCUCGUUAGACUUUUGUCAUGAAGAGAUGUUUGUGUACGAAAAGAGGAACAUAUAUAAUGAUGUACAGUUUGGUUUGUGCGGGUGUGUAUGUGAGUGUGUGCGAGCAUGUAUAGGCACGUGUAUGUAACGUACAUAUUUGUAUGAGCAGUGUAGUCGAUGUGUAUGCUCAUUGUCAUUAAUGCAGCUGUUUACUUAAUGACCUGGUAAAUAAGUAGAUCUUAGCUGUUGCGUAUCUAAAUCUGUGCCAGAAUGUGUGACACGUCUUCUGAUAUAAUGCCAAUUAUUUUCACAUCACUGUUUACAGCUAUAGAAAAUAAUAAGCCGUGCUCUUUGAUAGUCCUCUGAGCAGAUAUCAGAAAUACAGCACUCAUCCUGGUUGGUAACUGGAAAUCAGCAGUCGGUCUUAAUCUAAAUAAUCUUGCUGUUUAUAAUCAGAAUUCAGACAUUCACCACACAGAAAGUCACAAUUAUCCUGCAUGAAGUCAUUGUCGAUAAUUGUGAAAUGCUGUCAUUAAUAUGGUUUUUUGCAGCAUAAACUGCACUGACAGGAAAAUUAAGUAGUACAUACAGGAGAGUACAUUGCUCUGCUAUGAAUAAUUAAAUGAAGACUUAAACGAAACGAUAUAGGGGGUUUGUAAAUAUUUUGGGACACAAGAAGAUAAUCAAAAAUAAACUUGGUAAAUAUUUGA
This is a messenger RNA of Seriola aureovittata, 3182 nucleotides long. RefSeq names its product EPS8 like 2 (gene eps8l2). Bases 201 to 2300 code for a protein of 699 amino acids. Gene Ontology annotation, cellular component: plasma membrane; ruffle membrane; vesicle. The record is from RefSeq and is a predicted model, not a curated record. NCBI's taxonomy places the organism in Eukaryota, Metazoa, Chordata, Actinopteri, Carangiformes, Carangidae. The transcript is spliced from 22 exons. Gene Ontology annotation, biological process: Rho protein signal transduction; positive regulation of ruffle assembly; regulation of Rho protein signal transduction. Gene Ontology annotation, molecular function: actin binding.